Molecule: messenger RNA, 1209 nt
Organism: Penicillium lagena
Lineage: Eukaryota; Fungi; Ascomycota; Eurotiomycetes; Eurotiales; Aspergillaceae
Product: DUF2841 domain-containing protein
Exons: 3
Coding region: 1-1209 (402 amino acids)
Source: RefSeq, a predicted model, not a curated record
AUGAAUAACGAAAAGGACUUUCGCCAAUUCCAGAGGCCUCGUACAUCCUAUACUGGGAUGAGCGCUGGGAAUGGUUCGCUCAUGCGGCCGUCAGUUGAUUCGGCCAUUCCAUUUCAGACACCAGGGUGGCCCACUUAUCAAGAGCCCUGGCCUUUCCAGCGUACUCAGAUUCCUCAGCAUAAAAGAUCAAAGGCCUGGAAUGAGGAAAGCAACACCACCAGCGACCCCAAAGUCGUGGUGUCCGUCAGGGACGCUAACCUGCUAGGCCGCUAUUAUAAAAAAGCCUUUGAGAACCUGCAACAGACAAAUUGUCGAGUGCUUGCAAAGGCAUAUAUCAAGCUCGUGGAGCCUCGCAAGCAGGUCAAUUACCCGUACAACGGACGGAAAAUCGUUGAUGGAACUCCUCGGCAGCUGGAUCCAAAUGAAACAAAGCCGCCCUGGUGGCCAUCUGGAGUAAGCCACCGAGAACCGGAUCACUUACCUAAAGCCGAGCGCAUUCGACUCUUGAUCUAUAUCUUGCGCGAUCUGCGCACCAGCCAUGGGAUCACAGCCAGAAAAUUGAGGGAGGCUGAUCAGCCUAUUCGUCGUCAGAUCUCCCCAACAGAGAGACUGGAGAUCCUGGACGAGCUCUAUCGUGUCCGACAUGAAGAAGAGAAGUUCUUAGACGGAAAAACUGACACACAGGCGAUGGUCUGGAUCUCUCUUUCAAACUUGCCCAAGGAAGCGAGCCAGAGUCAUGGAGAACGCAGCGGAAACAAUAGCCCGAUUUCUGUUAGAAAUUCGGCCGCAACCACGCCGCGUGACGCGCCAGAGGGCUUAACUGUCGGCUCUCCUCGUCAUAUGCUAGCUUAUGCUGGAGAUUCUGCAGAGAUUUCGCCGAUCCGACACGCCCGUUCUGGCACAAUACCCCAAGUCAAACCUGGAAGGUCAACUGACCGGGUCCAGCCUAGCUUCGAUUCUGUACCUGUGUCCAUGACGCCGCAGGAUCUGAAGCGAAAACGGGAAAGUAUGCAUGGAUUUCCUCUUCACUCGCCUGGCCUUGCAGCUGGGGCUCACCAUUCUUCUAUGAGCCCCAUUGAGCUUCAAUCAUUGCCGAUCAGGUACUAUGGCGAUCCUUAUGAUUUUCAGCAGGGAGGUACCGUUGCGGAACCUUCGACAGCUGCGCCAUUAGACGAGUCUAUAGAUUUCCCAUAUCAUUUCGGCUACUAA